CCUUCAAUUUGAAAACUGGAGGGCCCUGCAAUCUAACGUUAUCUAGUUGACGAAUUAUGUUCGGUGCAUAUCGGUUAUAAAAUGUAAUUAUAUAACCAAUAAAACUCUAAAUAUAAUAUUUGAAUUUAUCUAAAUAUGUGAUAAUACGGCUAUCCACUAAAAUACGUAAACUGUCGGUGGAUUUUUUUUUGUUUUGUUUUGUUUUAUUGAAUCUGCCGGAGUUGAUUUGAACUCCAAGGAGAAAGAAAUCUAGCAUAGUUUGAUGCGUGCUAGCCACUUCCUUGUUCGUCCAAACUGGAUUGUUGUGGCAAGCGUAAAGUAAUGUCGUUACUAAAAAGUGAAAUGUUUUUAUUUCUUAUUUUCAGCACUUUGGGAAUAUAUUUUUAAAGCCGAGGUGAGCUGCGAUUUUCUUCCAAGAAACAUUUCCUUUCGAGCAGGAGACAUCGGGCCUGCUACACUCAACAUGGAAUGCAGUUACGAGACACUGCCUAGCUAGCUACAGUUGCUAGCUAGCUCUGGCUAGCUAGAUGGCACAUCUUUGGAAUCUUACAGUCCGGGAUUAUAAUAUUUGAUUUAUUUGUCAUUAAAUUAAUUUCAUCGAGGGAAACAUUAGAUUAUGGAUUUUUUGGAGAUGAUGAAUGCGAUGGAUUAUCGUUUGUAAUAGCUCACUGCUGGUUACUGUCUGACUAGCUAGUUAUAUUAACUUGCUACUGCUAGUUUGCUAACUAGCCAAUUUGUUGCAAAUGUUUUGUGUACCAAGGAACAUAACACMGAAGACAACCAAUGUUACCAAAAGUAUAUAUCACAUAUUUUUGAUAAAUGCCUAACUCGGAGGUAAUUCGCGAGGGUCGGGGAAGAAGCCCAUCGGCACAGAGAAGUGACAGACCGGAGCGACGCAGUAGCGUUAGAACUAUAAGCGGUGCUACUCAGCAGCGAGAGAAACACCGGGAGAAGAGGCUGUCGUCUAGUAGAAAGAAACACAGUCACGCUAGGGAGAAAGAACCAUGGCAUACGGUAGGUGAACGGAGAAGCACUCUCGAAAGAGAAGGUGAACCUCGGACUUUGGUGGAAUAUGAAGACGUGAGUUCCCAAUCAGAACGUUUUUCUGGGAGCCCUUCACCUAAACCAGAACCGCAUGCUCGGAUUUCGGUCCAUCGAUUUAGCAAAGUUGUGUUUACAGACAUCAACGGACCGACAUCCCGAGAGAGAUGGUCUCGAAGAGACCGGGAUAUAGUACAUCUCAGGAAGGAUGAACAAACCAGUGGUUCAUCCGAGAGGAAUAGACAAGAGAAGGAACCGAAAAGAAAGGAACGCCAGAGCGGUGAGAGGGACUCUUCGAAAUCUCGUGGCGGGCGUAGCCUUAGUGCCACCAAAAACAACCGAGAUGGUGCGAGAAACAGUGACAGUGACGGCAAGAAGACGUCUACAACAUUGCCGCCCAUGUCUUUGGAUAAAAGGGAGUCUAAACGGCACAAAAGUAAGUCACGGUCUGAAAAAGAGGCCCUGUCUGCAUACAGGGAUGCACCACAAUCAUACCGAGAUGACUGUGAAGAACUCGGAGCCUCCAGAAGAAGUCCUGGUUUCAAGGCAGAAAGUCCACAUGGGACAUCUUAUUCCUAUGGAUACCAGUCUCCCAGUGGUAGUUAUAAUAAACAGUUUAUAUGUAGAAGAAGUCCCAGUUAUGGGAACAAAAGGCUGUCCCCUAGUUUGACAUACUACAGCCGAGAUGCUGAGGUCUAUGGCGCCUACAACAUUUCAAAGUCGCCCAGUUCAUACUCAAGCAACAAAAGAAAGCRGUCUCCAAUGAGCCCAUUCAACAGGCGCAGUUCUCCAAGCUAUGGCCGACAUAGUCCAUUUGAACAGGGAGAACUUGUCUCAAGUCCCUACGGUACCCGUCGGCGAUCACGAAGUCCAUACCGAAAGUCACUCAGCCCAAGUCCAGUAAUAAGGCGAUCUGGCAAGUCUCGAAGCAGGAGCCCGUAUUCCUCGAGGCACUCCCGCUCACGCAGCCGCCAUCGCCACUCUGGCUCCCACAGUCGACCUUCCAGCCUCUCCCCCAGCACUCUGACCUUCAAGAGCAGCCUAGCGGCCGAGCUCAGCAAGCAGAAGAAGGCAAAAGCUGCCGAGGCAGCUGCCCGGGCCAAGAGCUCCAGCAACGCCUCCAAUUCCACCAAGGGCACCUCUACAGGCUCCCACCAGCCCAGCCCCAAGGCCAACCCCACCAUCAAGAUGGGCCGGCCCCCUUCCCCGCCGCCUCGUGAGAAGGAUCCCAGGACCCCUGUGUUGAGCCAGCCCCAGUCCCCUGCAGACAGGACCUCCAAGAGGAGCACAGAGCCCCAUCAGCCCAGCAGGGACAGAGAGCGGCACCCCUCGGUGCAACAGGACAAGAGGAAAGCACCAGCAUCCGGACAGGGCAAAGAGAAGGGGCGAGUAGCUGCCCCGACUGCCUCUACACUGACAUCUCUACUCCUGCCCAUGCACGUCCUCGAGCACUUAGAUGGAGCAGAUUGCUUGAAGGAGGUCUUACCUUCGCUCUCAGGGAAGAAGCCAGCAGAGCAUCAGAAGGCCCACCACCUCCUUGCCGACCUGCCCCUUCCUCCUGAGCUCCCCGGUGGCGGUGCCUCCUCCCCCCACAGCCCAUACAACGAGAAGAAGACCACCACGCUUCACCGCCGGCCCAAGAUCUGCGGCCCACGUUUUGGGGAGAUCAAGGAGACUGAGAUAGACUGGGGGAAACGGUGCGUGGACAAGUUUGAUAUUAUCGGCAUCACGGGAGAGGGCACCUACGGCCAGGUGUACAAGGCAAAAGACAAAGACACAGCUGAGAUGGUGGCCUUGAAGAAGGUGCGUCUGGACAACGAGAAGGAGGGCUUCCCUAUCACCGCCAUCAGGGAGAUCAAGAUCCUCCGGCAGCUCAACCACAAGAGCAUCAUCAACAUGAAGGAGAUAGUCACCGACAAGGAGGAUGCCCUGGACUUCAAGAACGACAAAGGUGCAUUCUACCUGGUGUUUGAGUAUAUGGACCAUGACCUGAUGGGCCUCCUGGAGUCAGGCCUGGUCCACUUCAAUGAGAGCCACAUCAAGUCCUUCAUGAGGCAGCUGCUGGAGGGCCUUGACUACUGCCACAAAAAGAACUUCCUGCACAGGGACAUCAAGUGCUCCAACAUCCUGCUCAAUAACAAGGGUCAAAUAAAGCUGGCAGAUUUUGGACUGGCUCGACUUUAUAACUCUGAUGAGAGCCGCCCGUACACCAACAAGGUGAUCACCCUGUGGUACAGACCCCCUGAGCUUUUGCUGGGGGAGGAGAGGUACACACCUGCCAUUGACGUGUGGAGCUGCGGGUGCAUUCUGGGGGAGCUGUUCACGAAGAAGCCCAUUUUCCAAGCCAACCAGGAGCUUGCCCAGUUAGAGCUGAUCAGUCGUAUCUGUGGCAGCCCCUGCCCCGCCGUGUGGCCAGACGUCAUCAAGCUGCCCUACUUCAACACCAUGAAACCAAAGAAACAGUACCGGCGGCGGUUACGAGAGGAGUAUGCUUUUAUUCCACCCUCAGCCCUGGACCUGUUUGACCACAUGAUGUCCCUGGACCCCAGUAAGCGCUGCGCGGCCGAGGCGGCGCUAAGCAGUGAAUUCCUCAAAGACGUGGACCCAACCAAGAUGCCCCCACCAGAUCUCCCCCUGUGGCAGGACUGCCACGAGUUGUGGAGUAAGAAGCGGCGGAAACAGAAGCAAAUGCCAGAGGAGCUGUCAGCUCCCAAGGCCCCCCGUAAGGAGCUGGGGCUGGGAGACGACAGUCGUAGCAACACCCCCCAGGGCUUCCCUCCGCCCGGGGGGCUCAAAGCCCAGCCUGUGGCUGCCUCGGCCCUACUGGACCCAAAAGGUCCCAACUGCCAGCUGACCCAGGAACAGCUGGCGGUCCUCCUGAAGCUGCUUGGCCAGUCCAAGAGCACUGUCAACGCAGCCCAGAUCGCUAAGGUCAACUCUGAGACACUGCAGCAGCUCUCCAAGGUCCUGCCACCAGCGCCCUUUGACUCCAACCAGCCCCCAGAGCCACCCCCUCCGCCCAAGCCCCCUCUGAUGGGUGGAGCGCCCCGCACGCCCCCCAUGCCCAAGCUCCCAUCACCACCUCCCUCGUCGGUUUCGCAGGGGAAGCCUGAAGGUGAAGCAUCGUCAGCCACCCAGACGGCGGUCACCAUGCUGCUGGCCCAGCUCCUCCAGGCCCAACAGAGGCAAGAGGCCAGGGACGAGGCAGUCGGCAGAAACCCACUAGCAGGGCGGCCACCCCCUGAGCCCAAGCAGCCCCCAGAGCCCAUCCCUGUCUCUCCAGUGUCCGAGGGGAGUGGAGUUUCCUCCAGACCCAUCCUACCCCCUGACCAGAGACCCCCUGAACCUCCAGAGCCCCCUCCCUGCUGCGAGGACCUGGACUACCGGCAGAAGAUGAAGCCCAAGACUGGCCACCUGCCGCCCAUGCUGACCUCAGGUGUGGCCGGAGAGGAAGGAAGGUUCCCGGAGCAAGUUUACUCACCACACCCCGGCGCAGAAGGACCGGGCUAUGGCGGUGACUACAGCCGCCCACCCCCUCCACCCUUCCCUCCUGCAGGUUUUGGCGACAGCUACAUGGGCCACAUGCUGGGGGGUGGCCUGCCCCCCCACGCCCUGAGGGAGGUGUUCACCAGCAGCGCUCCGACCCCCGGCUCAUCCUCAGCUGCCGGGUCCCUGGCCCCCUCGCUCCAGGAGCCCUACCCUUCAGGCACAGGGGGAGGUAGAGGUGGCAGUAGCAUGGUGUUCAGCGGGGACAAAGACCACCGUUUUGAGUACAAUCAAAGCCCCUCCUUGCUUGUGGAAGGGCAGGUCAACCCCACCACCAUCCAGCUCUACAACCAUGUCACCCCUCCCCCGCCCAUCCCACCUCCGGGCCAGUCCUGGGGCUCCCCUUCCCAGGCCGGGGCCCCAUCUAUGCCCCUUGGCUUCAACACAAAUGUGAACUCAACAGCCAUCCGAGGGCGAGGCCUCCCCUUCUGAUUGGCUGUGGCAUAGUGAACGGGGCGGGGUGUGACGAUGGAAACACCCCAGACUUGAGGACUCAAAAGAAACUGAGCCCAAACCCUCUCAGGCUGACCAGAGGGAUCUGGAAAUGCGCACCUGAUUUGUAAUAAUUUUAAAAAAUCUGUGUCAAGCAUUGUAGUCCUAAUUUAUCUGGAAUGUGGGGUAUGUUGCAGAAGGAGGGGGCUUUUCCUGCUCGUACCUUUUUGUAUUUUUUUUUGCAAUCUAUUCUACUUCUGUCUUUUAAAUUAAACAUACAUUUUUCGAGUGUACAUUUACCAGGCUAGGUAUGCGUUUUAAAUAUGUACUUUAGCCGUUCUUUAAUUACUCCCGGACAGACUAUUAUUAAUAUUUUUUGCACUACUGACUAAAGAAGGCGAGAACAAUUUAGGUAUGAAAUGAAUGAAGUGCUAUAUCUGCACAAUUAUAAAAAGACCAGUUAUGUCGUUUUUGGGGGUUAAGAAUAUGUUGCAACCAGGAGGUCUCAGUUGAUAGGGCUUCUCUAGGCUUGUUUUUGAUGAAAAGUUCAAGUGUUAUUGUCACAUCCACAAGUACAGUGAAAUGCUUAACUUGCAAGUUAAGUUUCUUCUACCCAACAGUGAAGAGGUCAUCGGUUCCAGAAAGACUGGUAAGCAAGCACUUGGGUGAAUGCAGUAAAACUGAUAGCUACUGAAUGACUUGAUGAAAGGCUGUGUUCACUUUAAAUUCCACAAGCCCUCUGCCAAUUGCCAUUGUAAAAUCGUAUGUAAACAAAAAGAGAUGUAACCCACGUUCAAAAAGGAGACAAGCAACUGUCCUUUUGUACUAAAAUGUGAUUUUUUUUUCUCCAUUUGGCAAAUGUUUAUUAAAAAAAAUGCCAACAAUG
This is a messenger RNA of Salvelinus sp. IW2-2015, 5905 nucleotides long. Its product is annotated as cyclin-dependent kinase 13. Gene Ontology annotation, molecular function: RNA polymerase II CTD heptapeptide repeat kinase activity; ATP binding; cyclin binding. Gene Ontology annotation, biological process: protein phosphorylation; positive regulation of transcription elongation by RNA polymerase II. The record is from RefSeq and is a predicted model, not a curated record. NCBI's taxonomy places the organism in Eukaryota, Metazoa, Chordata, Actinopteri, Salmoniformes, Salmonidae. Gene Ontology annotation, cellular component: cyclin/CDK positive transcription elongation factor complex; nucleus.